UUCAAUCACUAUAUUCAAAUACAUGAUAUGGAUAAAUAUUCCAAAGACAUUCGUAGAUGAAUAUUCAUCUCACAUCUGUGUUACUAUGUUGGCUGAGUAGUUUCACUCGUGCUUAAAAUGUUUUUGUUAUUCAAAUUAGUUUUCUAUUAUCAGAUAUAAAUGACACGAGAGUGUGUCCUGGUGGAGCUGUCUGUGGUGCUGAUUGUACAUACCCAGAGCCAGUACAUGGUCAUGCGGCGGAGUUGCUGCGGCUUUGAAAUUCUUUCGUCUUCAAAUUGAACUCGUGCUCUAUAGCUAGGUUUUCAAGUCCCUCAUAUCUCUUUCUUUUGUUUAACAAUAUUGUAACAUUUUUUUGUGUUCAAUCUGAAUCAAACCCAGUCUAAUAGUGAAUAAUUACUUUGCAGUCUGGAGGUAAUGAGUUCUCUGUUGAAGGAUGUGGUUGCAUCUGAAGUGGAUUUGUUAAGAAGACUACAAUGUAUUGUGGACAUAUUUGCUACUUUGACAUUCUUUGUUCGAUGAACCCAGCAGUCUAAAAAUAUUUCCUAUGACAUUCAUCUCACAUUUGAUUUGUCCAAUAGUGUGAUGUUUAAUUACCGAUGUCCUACUGAAACGAUGUCAACAUUUAUAGCAUGGAAUUGUGUCACAAAUUUUACUACAGUAACAGUCCACAGGCUUAAAUAUUUGAUGAAGAGUUAUCACUUUAUUCACAUUUUUGGACUGGUAUAUUGGUGUGCUAUUUUACAUAUACUUUUGAUUUAUUUAAAUUUGGAUCGAAUGAGCUCUGCUUAACAAGGUGUUGGAAAACUAAACUAAUAUAGAGUUAGUCUAGCUGCCUUAUCUUGUGCACAUCAAACAUGUAACGAUGAAUAACACAAUUUGACUGGUUGUUGAAGUUGUAUUCGGAUGCAUGGGUAACUGCUUCACAGUCUUGUUUGGAAAAAUAAAAAACACGUGUUGUGGACAGACACGUUCUUUUAUAUUAAAAAACUAUAACGAUGAUCUUCAAGCAUUAGGUCCAGUCAAGGUCUCCAUUUGACGUUGUCAGGCUUGGACUUGUUUGGUGAUGUCCUUUAACCACAUUAUUUUCAUCAAAGAUUGUGAGAGAACUUUUCUUCAGCUUUUCCUCUCUCUUCAGACUAAUAUCAUGUAUAUUAAUGUUCAUUUUUUUUAUAGGACAUCAUUAGAACGUUGGUACCUAACCGAUUUACUUUUUUAAUUCGAGUAAGAUGUUGCAAAACCACCGCUAGAUGUCGCACGAGACCGUGACAUAGUCGAGAUUUAAUAUGCAUCGCUCCUCCUGUCGGUACGUAACCGUCAGCAGCCGUCAGUUCAGCCCAUGAUCGACAAAGAAAGGAGCCUCCUGAAGAUCGCUGUUCUGCUUCGUCUAUUUAGAUUAAAUGAUCGGUCGGAUUCGGAAAUUAUUUUGCAUCAACCAUGAACGUCCACCACCAGAGUCGAACCCGAUGGAUUUAUCUCAUUCUUCUUUUAAUUUAUGACUCGACGGCGGCACAGUUGUCAUACUCUGUUUCGGAGGAGGUGAACAAAGGCUCAGUGGUGGGAAACGUCGCCAAGGAUUUACACUUAAAUCUGCAAGAGCUCCACAGCAGGGACCUGCGUGUCGUUUCCAGCUACAAUAAGGAAUAUUUCGGCGUGGAUUUACCAAGUGGGAAUCUGAUCGUGAGAGACAGACUCGACAGAGAGGAGCUUUGUCCGAAUGUGGUAAAGUGCCUGAUGAGAAUACAAGCUGUGCUGAGCAGCCCGAUGACCGCGCACCGCAUCGAAGUCACCGUUCUAGAUAUUAACGACAACUCGCCUGCCUUCAGCGAACGUUCCUACUCUCUAAACAUUUCAGAAUCAUCUUUGCCUGGAGAGAGAUAUGUUAUUCCGUUCGCAAUCGAUAAAGAUAUCGGUAGUAACUCUGUUAAAACAUACACGUUAAGCCAAAAUGAUCAUUUCUCUCUAGAUGUGCAGAACGGGGGAGAACACGGCGUCUCUGCUGAGUUAGUUUUGCAGAUGGCUUUAGAUCGAGAGAAACAACCAGUGAUCAGACUUGUGCUGACAGCGAUAGAUGGGGGUAAACCUGCAAAAUCGGGAACACUGGAAAUAUAUGUGAACAUAAUCGAUGCAAAUGACAACUUCCCUAUAUUCAGCAAAUCCCUGUACAAAGUGCGUUUAAGUGAAGCUGCAGUGAAAGGUUCAGUGAUAAUGAAACUAAAUGCAACGGACUUGGACGAAGGCAUGAAUAGUAAAAUAUUAUACACCUUCCUUAAAAGAGGGCAAAAUGAACUGUCGAAUAUAUUUGAUGUGAACCCAGAAAAGGGUGAGAUUACGCUUAGCGGCCCAAUAGAUUAUGAAGAGACUCCUGCAUAUGAACUCAGAGUUCAAGCAAUGGAUCAGGGCCAACCUCCACGCAGUACACACACUAAACUACUGAUAGAGGUACUUGAUGAGAACGAUAAUGCUCCUGAAAUAUCCGUGACGUCACUGAUGACUCCAGUGAAAGAAGACGCAGAGCUGGGAACUAUCGUUGCUUUGGUCACAGUGAGUGACAGAGAUGGAGGCAGCAAUGGUGUAACCAGCUGUAAAGUAGUUGGAUCAGUUCCUUUUAAGCUCAAAUCAAACUAUAAAAAUGAUUAUUCAUUAGUAGUUGAUGGACCUCUGGACAGAGAAAAGACUUCUGUCUAUGACGUCACUAUUGAAGCAUCAGACGAAGGGAGCCCUCCUCUGUCCAGUAACAGGAUCAUUACUGUUCAUGUGUCUGACGUCAACGAUAACGCACCUCGAUUCAUGGAGCCUGUUAUUAAUGUUUAUGUGAAAGAAAAUAGUCCACAAGGUUCGAAAAUAUGUCAAAUUAAUGCGUCUGAUCCAGAUUUAGAUCUUAAUUCAAAACUGACUUAUUCAUUGAUAGACAGUCAUCCUCGAAAUGUUCCAAUCCUGUCAGCUCUGACCAUAAACUCAGACACAGGAGACAUAGUCAGUCUGCAGUCGUUUGACUUUGAGAAGCUAAAAACCUUCCAGUUCAAAGUUCAGGCCACAGACUCUGGUGUUCCUCCUCUCAGCAGCAACGUGACCGUGAACAUUUUUAUCCUGGAUGAGAACGACAACAGCCCUACGAUUCUGGCUCCCUAUUCUGAGCUGGGUUCAGUGAACAGUGAGAACAUUCCUUAUUCUGCUGAAGCAGGAUACUUUGUAGCAAAGAUCAGGGCUGUAGACACAGACUCUGGAUACAACGCUCUGCUGUCUUAUCACCUGUCUGAGCCCAAAGGAAACAACCUGUUCAGGAUCGGAACCAGUAGUGGGGAGAUCCGGACCAAGAGGAGGAUGAGCGACAAUGACCUGAAGACUCACCCCUUGGUGGUGCUGGUUUCUGAUAAUGGAGAACCCUCCCUGUCAGCGACUGUGUCUAUCGAUGUGGUGGUGGUUGAAAGCUCCGCUGACAUCCAGACUCAGUUCAGACAUGUGACCAUGAAGGAGGAGAACUUCUCUGAUUUGAACUUGUACCUGCUGAUCGCCAUCGUGGCGGUGUCGUCCAUCUUCCUGCUGAGUCUGGUGACCUUGAUAGCAGUCAGAUGUCACAGGACAGACAGUGAUUUCAGCAGGUACAGCCCCCCCAUGAUCACCACCCACCCUGACGGGAGCUGGUCUUACUCCAAAUCUACUCAGCAGUACGACGUGUGUUUCAGCUCAGACACACUCAAGAGUGACGUGGUGGUUUUCCCCGCCCCGUUUCCACCAGUAGAUGCAGAACUGAUCAGUAUUAAUGGAGGAGACACUUUUACCAGGACUCAGACUUUACCUAACAAAGAGAAGCCAAAGGCCCCAAGCAAUGACUGGAGAUAUUCAGCUUCACUGAGAGCCGGAGGAGUGAUGCAGAGCUCUGUGCACAUGGAGGAGUCGUCGGUAAUGCAGGGAGCACAGGGGGUCCUUGUCCAGAACUGGCCCACUGUAUCCAGUGCAGCGGACCCUGAAGGAGGAGAGGUGUCGCCACCGAUGGGAGCUGGUGUAGACAGUAACAGCUGGCACUUUCGCUAUGGCCCAGGGGGCCCUGGGGCCCCCCCUCAACACCUGAAGCCUGGCGACGUUCCACCAGAAGCUUUCAUCAUCCCCGGAUCCCCUGCCAUAAUUUCAAUCAGACAAAAUCAAGGAGAGGAUGACAAGAGCGAUUUUAUCACCUUUGGAAAGAAAGAGGAGGCCAAGAAGAAGAAAAAGAAGAAGAAGGAGGGAAAGAAAGACAAGAAGGACAAAGGCAAAGAUGACGGAGAUGAAUAAAGAGACUGAAAUUAUCAACAAAAAAAUGAGAGGGCAUAUUUAAAACAGAGGUACCAACUUUGGUCUACAGGGUAAAAUCAUUAUACUGAAUGAAUUAUGUUUCAUAUACCCCCUUAAAUAUUUUAUUGUGAGCCUAACUCAGAUUUACGUUGCUCAUUUUGCCUUGGCAACAAAUAAGGAUUUAUAUUCCUCCAUGCCCCAAUGUGCCUCUACACACACACACACAGAAUUAAGGACAGCUCAAUGCCCCUCUAAAAAAAAAAAAUCCUUUUAACCCACCAGGCAAUGUUGGCACCUCUGUCUUACAUCCUCUGUGAUUAUAAUGUAUAAACCAUUCUCUAUAAGAGAAGAUCAAAGGUCCGUGCCAGUCGAGGAAAGCAAGAAAGACAUCACUGGUUGAGUCUCGAAUAAGAAGCUGGACACGUUUUGUAAAUAGCACAGGAGGAAGUCACUGAAACUAAGGCUCACUUAAAACUGCAACAGAUUCCUCUGGUAAUAGUGUUUCCUGCGAUCUAAAUGAAAUCACGUGUGCACGUAACACGCAUGCUUGCACAAACAUGCAUCCACACAUACUUCGACGGCGAGGACACUGAAAGCACUUGAGGCCGAAAAAGAAGAGGAGAAGGACAUCUAAAAGAAAAAGUGCUUUAAACCGGGCGUCAGCUUUUGUUCGUGACAAAUGUGGCGAGCCAGAUUCGAUCCAAGGUCGCUCUGAGAUGGACAGCCAAGAGCCUCAUCUCCAGCCAGACGUCGAGUGAGGAGUGCGACAGAGAUGCCUCGCGGUCCUGAGGCGGAAGUCCAGCUAGACUGCUUUGUAACAAGCUUUCAGUCAGUGCGCUCCAAUGAAAUCUUACCAAGGAUUUCAGCUCAUAACAAGAGUGAUUGCGAACUCACUUUGCCCUAUAUUGCAGCAGAAGCCUAAUGCUUUAUGCUUUGAAUGUUUGGUAGCAACCACUUCUUAACCUUGAGUUUACAACUGCUCACCUGCUUGUGCUAGUCCUUUGCUGCCACAAACUCUUCCCUCCUCCCUCAGCAACCAUUUCCCCCUGCAUAUUCAACCUGCUGCUAAUUUAGCAAUGUAUCAGACUUUAUUAUUUUUUAUGAUUUGAAGGAAUUGAAAAUGGCAUACCUUGACCUUUAUAUUUUUGUCACAGCUUUAAUGGCUUUUUUGCAUGCAAAGCCAAGACCAAGACCCUCAGAUCCCAGAUGUCUUUCCCGAACUCCCCCGCUGAUGCUGCUCUACUCAGGAGCGCCUCCUGGGAACGGCCUGUACGGAACAUUGUGGUGUGCUGGGAACAGCAUGGAGUAAUGUGGAUGAGGCCUGAGCAGUAAACCUCUUCUUUUUUUUUUUUUUAAAUGAUGUCUCAUAAGUGUGCAAAAACAAUUCAGUGCUUUUAAAUUGUGACUAUUCCAGUCUGCUGUUCUUUUUAAUGGCUUGUAGCCAUUGUUGAGGACCAGGUGGGUUGUGGCCAUGAUGGAGGACUGGGGCGAAGUUCGGAGACAGGCGCCGUGGGCUGGCCCUUGUCCUUUGGGAGCAAGUCGAAGCUCGAUAGUCCAAACAGCUUAUGUUUAUAGCUUGUGACUUUUGCUUCACGUCCACUACCACAUCCCACCAGUCCUUUUUAAGUGCGGUUUUGGAUGAAAAAUAACGAAAAAGAAAGAAAAACAAAAAGAUAUUCUGUUCUCCCCAGCCUUGCCUGUAUAACUUGUCGCCACAUCCCCAAAGUUUGCGGCUCAGUAUAAUGUCACUUCAUCCAGUGGCUGCUGCAUGUACAAGGAAACACACACUAUAUAGAGAGAAAUAUAUAUAUAAAUAGAUAGAUAGCUAUGGUUUUAUUCUUUUGUACCAUUCUCAUCAUUACUCACGCAGGAUAUAUUUGACAGACUUCGGUCAAUGCCAAACAUCUACGUAUUUCAAUCAAAAUGGAACCUCUUUACAUGUAUAUAAAUGCUCUUGUGUGAACCAUCUCAUUUCAGCAUUAUUUUUGUUCAGUAUGAUUUAUGUUUUUAAAGGAAGCAAUGACGGAAAGAAGAAAAAAAAAUUCUGUCUGGUUUGAGAUGAUUUUACUAACACUGUAAUAAUGUAAUCGAAAUGUGUAAACUGACACCCUGAUUCACUGUUAGAAUAAUGAUACAAAAAAAGAAAAAAAAAUCAAUACAUAAAAAAAAUAAAAAUAAAAAUCUGUAUAUGUUCUGUAUGCUAGUGUUUAGUGGAACGUUCAUGCCGUCUUUCCUUUCCGGGUGUGGUGGUAAACUGUGGUGGCAAUGUGGUGUCUGAAAUGGACCAGCCCUGAUCUGUUGUGAAAUCCCUCCUUUUUGAACACUCAUCAACUGUGACAGUAAUGUAGUGAAUUUCAUUUAUUUGAUUUCAGCUCAAUGGAUACAGUUGUAAUGUGUUCUGUUUAUAAUUCACAAAUAAAGUUUGUUUUUCUUAAAAAUGAACA
Synchiropus splendidus (mandarinfish) is the source of this 6713-nucleotide messenger RNA. Its product is annotated as protocadherin alpha-3-like. Gene Ontology annotation, cellular component: plasma membrane. Gene Ontology annotation, molecular function: calcium ion binding. Bases 1435 to 4269 code for a protein of 944 amino acids. NCBI's taxonomy places the organism in Eukaryota, Metazoa, Chordata, Actinopteri, Syngnathiformes, Callionymidae. The record is from RefSeq and is a predicted model, not a curated record. Gene Ontology annotation, biological process: homophilic cell-cell adhesion. The transcript is spliced from 4 exons.